This is a messenger RNA of Alternaria alternata, 441 nucleotides long. RefSeq lists its product as hypothetical. NCBI's taxonomy places the organism in Eukaryota, Fungi, Ascomycota, Dothideomycetes, Pleosporales, Pleosporaceae. The record is from RefSeq and is a predicted model, not a curated record. The transcript has a single exon. The annotation marks the transcript as partial.
UUACCGGCACAUCUCACUUACAAGACUGCGCUGGUCUUGCUACCUCCAUCUAGCAUUGCUGCGCCAAUCGAUCGAGUUCGAGGUAUAUACGACAAGCAUUUCAAGCGAUGGCCUGCACACAUCAAUCUGUUAUACCCAUUUUUAUCUGAGCCUUCUGAGCCUAGUGGGCAUGGCAACGGCUCGCAGUCAACUCUCAAGCCCGACAUACGUGCACGUAUUGUAAGCGCCAUCAAAGACAUACGACCAUUCCAGAUAUCACUCGAGGCGGAUCCUCCAGGGGUUUUUCACCACGGGCCCAAUAGCACAACUGUUUGGUUGGGUCCUACCACCCAGAGUGUCCAACAGCUUCACGCGGCCCUGCAGAAAGAAUUCCCCGAAGUAAACGCAGACCGACGGCCUUUUACGCCUCACCUUUCUGUGGGGCAAGCGAAGAGCCAGGUU